CAGCUCCACUCGCCAUGCCUCCAUUCUCGGCCUCCUCUUUUUUUCCCAGGACACCCCCCUCCUCCCCUCCUUCCCCUCCCCCAUCCACUCGUUCCUGUAGAAUGUCGGUGUGUCUUGACCAAUCUAUGGAGCACAAUGAAUGGCAGGCUUGAUCUCCCCGACGUUCCCCGGUCUGAACCCGUUUUCCCUCCGUCCUCGCAGGAGCUGCCUUCCUCUCCACCCUCAAUAGCCUCCGAUGUGGGCUUCCGGCGCAAACCCAAGAAGCCUCCUCCAGUUACUCCACGAUCGUUUCGAAGGUUCUUUACGCCUCGCUCUAUGCUGGAUGGUGGGAACAGUGCCAGUUCUGUCAGAACCAAUCGUCAGGCUUUGAAAGCCCUCAGCUCACCGGCGGUUAAUCGCCUGGGGCCCGCCUUUACAAGGACAUCCAAGGCCGUUGAACAUAGACCGGAGGCACACGAACCUCUGCGAACCCCAAGCCGGAAAAGGAAAUUCUCAUUCUCUUCGAUCGGUUCUCCGUUGCAGUCAUCACCCCUUAAAAAGGUGCACGUUCGAAAUAUUGUCCAGGAUGAUGCAGAGGUGAAAAGGCCAGUUCGGGAUAUCCAACUUAACAUUGAAACACAUGAGGAUGAUAUAAAAUCGAGUCCUAUCAUAAAACCUUCUCGACAAGUUCUUCCAGUUCGUCGCUCGCAAGCAUUGCAAACAUCUGGAGCGCUGUAUAUGCGAAGUGUUACAGGGACUCGAGCGAAUCGAGUGACGAUACGAUCGAAUUCAGGAGCUAGCUGGCAGGAUUUGACCUCGAACUUCUAUUCUCGACCAAGUGAUAGCCACAAUUGCGCCAACAAUCCUGGUGACCGCUACGUUCUUCCCUUCUGCACGGCAGCAUGUAAUACCAACAGUCUUGCUGCAGUAGGUGAUGAGGAGGGGGGCAUUCGAUUAUUGGAUUCUGCCAAAGACGACAAGAGCGGCUUUUCCCGGGCAUAUCUCACCUUCCGUCCCCACACGAACUCGAUAAUGGACUUGGAGUUUUCGUCCGAUGAUAUGCUACUUGCAACCGCCUCUGGAGACCAAACAGCGCUGGUUAUCGACAUGGCCACUCAAACCCCGGUGUAUUGCUUAUCCAACCAUGUCUCCUCCGUUAAGCGGGUUCAAUUUCAACCAGCGGCCAAUAACAAAGUUCUUGCCACAUGCAGUCGUGAUGGUAACGUCAAUAUAUGGGAUCUUCGAUGCAAAGGGUUUGACAGGCCCAGUUUGCAGGCACGGUGCUCGCUUGAAUCUGAUGCAGAAUCUACUGCUGGCGCCAUCACCUCAAAAACGGCCUUUCCACAGGUCUUGAGUACAAUUCACGGUGCCCAUGCCUGGACGUCUCAAACCUCCAUGCUGGAACCUCAGGCCCGCCGCUCGGACAUCACUGUGACCUCUCUAUCCUUCCUUCCACCGGGCCGCGAGAACCUCUUUGUUACGGCUUCCAGUACCAAUGCUUGUGUGAGGCUAUGGGAUCUACGUACAGCGCAUAACAAUCGUCGUGGUCGUCCAGUCCUCCCUCUGGCUACUACUCGACAGCCGGACAGCCACGUCAAGUACCGGGGGUUUGCUGUUACGUCAAUGGCUCUAGGUGGAGACGGUGCAAGACUCUACACUCUGUGUCGAGAUGGCACUGUAUACACGUACUCAACUUCACAUUUAGUUCUGGGAAGUGCACCUGAGCUUUCCCUGAACAACAAUCGGCCACGCCGCUCAGGCGGAUCUGACAAAGAAGGGCUUGGACCUCUAUAUGGCUUCCGCCACCCACGUCUCCAGGUUGCAACCUUCUAUGUUAAAGUCGGGGUGCGCAAAGCCGCUGGCGACAAACCAGAGAUGCUAGCUGCCGGAAGUGCUGACAAUUGUGCUGUUCUAUUCCCAACUGACGAAAGGUUCCUCUCGAAGGACCAGAAAACCACUACUGAGGAUGACUUCCUUCCUCCGAUGCCGUCUUCUUCCACUCGCUCCAGCCUCCGUCGCGCCAUCUCAGGACGGGUGGAAGACACCGUUCCCAUCUACCAGUCUGGAACACCUCUAGUCGGAGGCCACGUAAAAGAAGUUUCCGCCGUGUCAUGGACCGUCGACGGCGAACUUAUCACAGUCAGUGAUGACUACAGUGCUCGAUGCUGGCGUGAAGGAUCCGAAGCUAGAGACUUUCGAACCAGUGGAGAGGCAGAAGGCAAGAGAUGGCGUUGUGGCUGGGCGGAGACCAAAGACUCCUAUGAUGACGAAGACGAAUGACCUUUGCAGGACUACCUAAUUGUUUCCUUUGUUCACUGUUUCCCCAUUCUUGCAUGCAUUGCAUGGCGUUGAAGCAUAAUGUUCUAUUUAGCGGGUGUUUGGAUUUCUGCUCCGCAGAAGGUACUACUACGGUAUUUCAUAGCGUCGGAUAUAUUACUGCAUGGCAACGAGGAUCCUUCAGUUGCCUCAUAAUGGGGAUUAACAUACCAC
Messenger RNA from Aspergillus sclerotioniger CBS 115572, 2469 nucleotides. RefSeq names its product WD40 repeat domain-containing protein. The coding region runs from base 136 to 2259 and encodes 707 amino acids. Gene Ontology annotation, molecular function: protein-macromolecule adaptor activity; protein binding. The record is from RefSeq and is a predicted model, not a curated record. Gene Ontology annotation, cellular component: nucleus. The transcript has 3 exons. Gene Ontology annotation, biological process: proteasome-mediated ubiquitin-dependent protein catabolic process. NCBI's taxonomy places the organism in Eukaryota, Fungi, Ascomycota, Eurotiomycetes, Eurotiales, Aspergillaceae.